UGGUUCUCUAACAUCUAAACUGGCAAGUACAACUUUAGUAUUUUUUGUGAUGUGAACAGACGACUGAAGUCGUACUCAUAAAGUGAUAAAAGUUAUAAUAAAUAGUUAAAGAGUGAGUUAUUAUUGUCAGUCAAAUCCAUCCAUUGAAUCGAGAUCCAAAGGAGGGCGUAAUGUGGCGAGAUUUCGCCUCAAUGUCGAAACCCGCCUCAACGGUUGAACUGGUCGACACUAAGCCAAAUCUGGAGGUCGUUAUGAGGCACACAAGUGGGGAUUCCUCCAAGCCAUCUGCGACGCUGAGUGUGCCAACCGCAUCAAUCAAAAUAGAGGUCAGUGCUGGCAAGAAGCGACCCAUUCCGAAAACCAACAAAGUUGUCUAUCCCGUAUCAUCGUCAUCCCAAAGUAAGAAGAGGACAACGCGACCUGCCCGAGUCCCAUAUCGACUCCCGACUACGUCCUGGGAGGAGGAUGACCGCUCCGCCAAACCGGCUACGUCUGGAUGUGGUGGUGACGACAAAGGUGGGGCGUUAAGUUCCACUUUGUCGUCGCAAAGUCUGCACGAUCACAGCGCAGUAAUGGGGCUUAAAUUGGGAAAAAAGGAGACAGGACUUCUCGAAGCAUUUAGACAUCUUGGGGAUGGGGAGGACGGCGGCAGAUCCUAUAAUGCACGAUCGCUUGACAUCUUAGAGAUGGAAAAAUAUAUCCGUUGGAUCCGAGAAGAAGCCCCAUCCCUGUUUUGGGACGGAUUAAAGGAUGGAUUAAUCAUUAUCGAGAAUAUUGAUGAGGACACUAGAAAACCGGCCCAUUGGAUUCAAGCCGUUCACGAUGCUGUGACUAAUACUGCGAUCAAGUUUAUGUCACAAGUCUCAAAAGGGUCGGAUGAAGCAAGAACGAAAACGGCAUCAUCUCCACAUGCGAAGAAUGUGCAUACUAUAACUUUUCUCAAAAAGCUGAUGACGGGGAUUUUGCUAGGGUCAAAAAACCAGAAGGAUAUUCCACAAGAUAAGUUUGAUGAAUUAUUGGAGAAAUUCUACUAUCACGGCUUCCGUUCAGUCGUUGGGCAACAACAAUCAGAUACAAAUCCCACAAGCUUUGAAAAAGUUACUAGACAUUCGGUCGGUGUAGGAAGUCAGAAGGGGUUGACACCAUGUGAAUGGUGUGGCGAAAUUCCGUGUCAUUGUAAAAUGUUGUCAGCAGGAUUUCAGAAUGCUAAUAUGACCCUUCAUUCACUUGGAUUAAUGGACGAGCUUGCCGGACCACGAUUAUUUGCCGUAAUUAAGAACGAAAUGAAGGCUAAGAUUAAAGAAAUCGGGACAGACAAGGUGGAUUCUUCGAAUUUUGAUGUUUUAAAAACGUGGAUGAAUGAAUCGUCCCAUGCCUGGUAUACUGCGUUGUAUAUGAGAGACACUGGGGGCCGCUUGCUAAAUUGUCCACCUCCAGAAUUUGGGAUGGAAUUGUCCUCCAUGUUGCUGCAACAGUAUGGAAUUGCCAUCAUUAAAGAUUUAUUUGCUGUUAUUAUUGAAUUCCCGGAGUCAAAACCACUACUGGACGAUUUGAAGACGUGUAUGAACACAGUGAAUUUAAGAAACUCGCUCGUCGUCAAUUUAAAGUCCUCUCUAGAACGAAGGUUGCUUAAUGCAGGAGUAAAUACGAGUGAAGUACUCGAAGCGUAUAUUGCUACUGUGAGAGCUCUAAAAUACGUAGACCCCACAGGAAUUCUAGUGCAGCUAGUGACCCCACCAGUUAGAGAGUAUCUGAAACACCGGGAAGAGACUGUUCGUGUAAUUCUCAUCAGCCUUACCGAAGAGUCUGGAGAGUUGUCGGAAGAACUUGCAAGAAACCCUACUAAUCCUGAUAAGACUUGUAAACUUAAUCUUAAAAAUUACAAACUUUGGAAGCCAGACCCAAUUGAUGUUCCAAAAGAUAAACACAAUCUCCGUAAAUCAGACCUUAUUGAGGCGAUGGUGUCAAUUUAUGGUUCAAAAACGGUAUUUAUUGAUGAAUACCGAGCCCUUCUAGCAGAUCGAUUACUACGAAUGCCUAAGCCGGGAUCGAUAACCCGUGAAAUUAAAUGUUUAGAACUUUUAAAAUUGAGGUUCGGAGAAGCAGAUUUACAAAAGUGUGAAGUUAUGUUGAAAGACGUUAGUGAUUCGCAAAGACUUAACACUCGCUUCUAUGAGGAUGAAGGAGCAGUUUUAGCAAAUGAGGCGGUACAAGUUUCCAGUCUGGUCGUCUCUGCACAAUUCUGGCCCAGUUUCAAACAAGAAGGCCUUGUCUUGCCGGAUCCAGUCCAGUCGGCGCUAGAAAAGUAUACCAAAGCUUUUGAAAUGAUAAAGGGUAAUCGGACGUUGGAAUGGCAAAAACAUAUUGGUACCGUCAGGAUAGAGAUUGAACACGGAGGAAGCAAAUUGUCGUUUUCAGUAUCCCCAAUUCAAGCCACCAUAAUUUGGCAUUUUCAAGAAAAGGAAAAGUGGUCUCUAGAAGAAUUGGCUCAAGUUACCGGAACAACUACAACAUAUCUUACAAAUAGGAUGGGAUUUUGGGUUUCAAAGGGUAUGAUAGUCAAUCUUGGUAGUGGAAACUUUAUGCUUGCCGACUCCAUCAACGAGACCUCCAAAGCCACCGGCGUCAUUCCAAACAAGUAUGUUGAAGAGGCUGACACCGACUCGCCCAUGGCCUCCACCAGUUCACAACGUGCCACAGAACUGCAAGUCUUCUGGUCAUAUAUCGAAGCCAUGUUGACCAAUUUAGAGUCUCUCCCACUCGCCAGAAUCCACUCAAUGCUCAAACUCUUCGCCACAGUGGAAUGUUCUUCAGAGGAUCUACAAAAAUUCUUGGACGACAAAGUGUCGCAUAAUCUUCUCGUCUAUUCUACAGGACAGUAUCAGCUCCCCAAAUGAUCCCCGCAAGAAGUAAUUGCAAUAAACUGUUAAUUAAUCUUUAAAUUAUUUCGUCCGUCAUUAGCGGAUACUAUUUGUAUUUUUGACAUUAUUUUUUUUGAAGUUGUGCAAAUAACUAUAUAAAUCAAUCUUUGACACA
Molecule: messenger RNA, 3036 nt
Organism: Folsomia candida
Lineage: Eukaryota; Metazoa; Arthropoda; Collembola; Entomobryomorpha; Isotomidae
Gene: morula
Product: anaphase-promoting complex subunit 2
Exons: 5
Coding region: 171-2897 (908 amino acids)
Biological process (GO): ubiquitin-dependent protein catabolic process
Cellular component (GO): anaphase-promoting complex
Molecular function (GO): ubiquitin protein ligase binding
Source: RefSeq, a predicted model, not a curated record